CCGACCACCGACGAGUCUAGUUCUCCGUUCUCGCGAGAAACGCAACCUUUCGCUUUCAAUUUUGUAUUACAUUAUAGAAUCCGAAUUUAAGAUGUUUCGCGACGAUGAUAUCGAACGGCGGGAAGUUGAUGCUGUUUCUCAUCAGUGAUUGAAAAAUUUAAACAGACUUAACAGAGGGAUACUUUCGAGUCGUUUGUAGUGGAUCCUACGCGUGAGUUAUCUCCACCGAGUGACGACAAGAUGAUAAUGGACACUCUGGACACGUUGUCCGGGCACCAUCACCAUCACCACGUCUCGCCGGCGUUCCUGCUGACCGAGACCGCGGCGGCCGCGGCCGCGGCUCACCACUUUAACGUGUUGAGCUUCGACACGUGCCUGUACAAGGGGGGCUCGGGGGCCAGCAGCGGUGGCAGCCCGACGCCGGCGUCGGUCUGCGCCUCGGAGGGGGAGACGCAGGGGGUGGAAGGCGCCCCCGGGGACCUCAACACGCCGGUGACGACGGCGGGGGACGCGCCGUCGUUCUUCGGGCCGAGCACGGUGGUAGAACCGCCACCCAUCACAGGUACUCUCGAUCCUGAGGAACUUUCGAUCGAACAACAAAAUCAACAACAACAAACCUCACCGCAUCAUUCACCUUCCAGCACUCAUCUGGCUGAACGCGUUACACCUCACGAAUCCGCCCUGAGUCCCAAAGAAGACAGUACCAAUCAGAGCUCGUUGAGCACCAUGUACUCCCAUCAUGCUCCUUCGAACAACAACAAUCUGACAAAAUUACAACACAGAACCGUUCACGGAGGAUCACCGGGGCUUCAGAGUAACAUCCAGAUGCAACAGUCCCAAGGGAGUCCUCUAGGGUUAGGGACGCAAGGGAUGAGUCACAGUCCUUCGGCGGUUGGACAGUGGUUGUUACAAAGCGGUGAUAAACCAAUGUAUCCUUCGAUGUUCGGAUUUCUGCAAGGGGGUACGAGUCAGACGAGUCAGAGUCCUCAACAGUAUACCAGUGCAACCCCAUCGCCUGCUGGAGGUCAGUACGAUGACCGAGGAACGGAACAGUUGAUGCUGAGCAUGGAUUGUAGUUCGAGUUUGUCGCUGAAACAACCUCCGAGUUAUCCUAGUUGUUCCAGUGCGACCACGACGCUUCAACUGGACAUGCAACAGUCGGACUUAGUGUACUCCCGCGUCGGACAACCUCUUGUAGCACCCGCCGCGAAAUACCAGUGGGACACUCAAGAAUACUCGCCUCAAGGUUCGGUAGUGCCCGGUCCCAGCUCGUUAGUACCUAAACAAGAACCUUUUUCAACCUCGUGUGGAGCGGAAUUACAACAAGCUCCUUCACCUUACGGUACGGUUCAAUUAGCUGAGUACAAUCCAUCUACGUCAAAGGGUCACGAGAUUCUUUCACAAGUUUACCAACAGAGUCCUGUACCGUUAAAGUUGGUGCCGGUAAAGCCACGGAAGUACCCGAAUAGGCCGAGUAAGACACCGGUACACGAAAGGCCCUACGCGUGCCCUGUGGAGAAUUGCGACCGAAGGUUCUCGAGGUCCGACGAACUGACGCGACAUAUCAGGAUUCACACCGGUCAGAAACCGUUCCAGUGCCGGAUCUGUAUGCGCAGCUUUUCCAGGUCGGAUCAUUUGACGACGCAUAUCCGCACUCACACGGGGGAGAAGCCGUUUAGCUGUGACGUGUGUGGGCGGAAGUUCGCGAGGAGCGACGAGAAGAAACGACACGCUAAGGUUCACCUGAAACAACGCAUGAAGAAAGAAUCGAAACUCUCUUCGGGCGGCUCCUCGUCAGCGAACAACAACAACAACGCCACCCAGACCCCCACGACGCACGUGCCAUCACCCUCCCCCCAUCAUCACACCCACCACCACCAUCACCACAUGCACCCCCACCAGUUGCCGUCCCACACCGUCACCAGCGACGAUGCCAACCCCAUGGACAGGGUGUCACAUGCACCACUGUGAGAUUUGCCCAACGCCGACCGUGUCCCGGUCGGCGAAUGUUUUUUACUUAUCCAAGACGACUGUGAUCUAUCCGGUGUUGCCGACAGCGACGGCGCCCCCAAAAUAGUCUUCAUCCAGAUCGACGAGAUCGCCUCCGCGCCGCUGCUGUCCAGCGAGACGACCACAGCGGCGUCCCAAGACCCUCCCAGUACCCUAGUGCCCUAUGGUGACCGGAAGGAAGACUCGAGCAGUCCUGUACCGGACACCCCCACCUUGCUCUCACUUGGAGCCAGUUUGGAGGCUUCGGAUCCGGGUCCCAGCGGUGUUGCCACGUUGUCUUUCAGUAGCGGUGGGGAAAAGAGUGCUAGUAGGGGGCACAGUCCUAGCAUGCCCUUGCUGGAUGAAGACGAGAGCAGCGACGAAAGUUUGAAGGUGGACAGUGACUGAAUAUUGUAAGAUGAUCUCGAAUUUGUUUAGUGGAUAGUGAUGAUUUGAUUCCCGGUGCUUUUUAGUUAAGACGGCUGUUUUGGUGAGGGUAGGAGAAGUGAAGGGGGUUUUUCUGGACGUCAAAAAGUAAAAUUAAGUGACGGGAUGCAGUACAAGUACUGCAGAAUAAGAGGAUUAGAGUAAUGAUACUUUCUGAUUUUUUUAUCAGUUUAAAAAUCUAAAUUUUUAGCGCUUAUAUCCUGAUAAUUAUGUAGUAUGCUCAAAAAGAACAAUAAUAUGACGAAGAUAGAAAUUUUUGAAGUGAUAUUUGACACACAAUGACAUUAUCGAAUACAAACGUCCAUUAUUUUAGUAUUUUUGAAAAUACAUAUUUUAGAACAAAAUGUUGAAAAGAAUGCAAGUUCACCAGUAGCACUGUAAGAAAAUCUACAAAAUAAAAUAGUUAUUUUUUGUAAAUAACGCUGCGUUUAUCCAACGGCGACCAACUUUUGUUUCUUGUUCAGAGAGGCUUUUUUAAUACAGUCGAAUAUUUAUAAAUAUAGUUCACAUCAAAUAAACUUUUAGUCACGUGAUUAA
This is a messenger RNA of Sitophilus oryzae (rice weevil), 2973 nucleotides long. It is a transcript of the gene sr, whose product is annotated as early growth response protein 1-B. Gene Ontology annotation, biological process: regulation of transcription by RNA polymerase II. The transcript is spliced from 4 exons. Gene Ontology annotation, molecular function: RNA polymerase II cis-regulatory region sequence-specific DNA binding; DNA-binding transcription factor activity, RNA polymerase II-specific. The record is from RefSeq and is a predicted model, not a curated record. Bases 241 to 1971 code for a protein of 576 amino acids. NCBI's taxonomy places the organism in Eukaryota, Metazoa, Arthropoda, Insecta, Coleoptera, Curculionidae.